UCUUCCGUGUCAACUGUUUCUUGUCAGAAGACGCCAAAAAAAACCGACCCGCCAUCUCCUCCAAAAGUAUCUCACAAAGGACUUUUGUCGAACACAUAAGGCUCAAUCGAGCCCUUGCUUUCAGCCAAUGCAUUAACAAACUAGUAUACAAGAAAUAAGAAAAACAGCAUCGAUCUCAAAGAAAAAAAAAAAAGAAGAAGAUAAAUGCAAGGUACGAUCGCUUCCCGGUGCUUUAGGGCUGGCGAGCUCUUAUUCACUAGAGCACAGACCUUAAUCAAUUGCGGACCUUCACGUUAUUCCUGCCAAAAUGGAAUUAGCUCUAUUCGCAUGGCAACUGGCUCAAGAAUCCCCCGAAAUAGCUUAAUUUUCGCUAGGCAGUUGUCCGUAAAAUUCAGUCCGUGGAACUCUUCCAGAACUUCCCCCUAUUUUUUCAAGAACCUCAAAGGCUUUAUAGCAGAUGUCCCUGCAAAACCUUCCCCCCAGAGCCAUGGGUCAAUGCCAAAUGGGUAUGGAGCUGAGAUGUUUUCGACGAAAAGUGGGGAUGAUGCCCAAGGGAAAAAGCCUACGUUGGCAAAGCAAGUGGGAGCGGUGUCAGCAGACCAAGUUCCGGAUGCCAAAAUCCUGCAGACUCUAGCAAAGUACCUAUGGAUGAAGGACAAUUAUGAAUUCCAGCUGCGGGUCGUUGCCGCAUUAGGUUUCUUGGUUGGUGCCAAGGUGUUGAAUGUUCAAGUACCAUUCUUGUUCAAGUUUGCUGUUGACUGGUUAACGAUAGCAACAGGCAAUGCUGGUGCUCUUGCUGGGUUUAAUGCUGCUAAUUCAACUAUGUUAGCACUUUUUGUGAGCCCUGCUGCUGUUUUGGUAGGCUAUGGGAUAGCACGAGCUGGGGCGUCUGCUUUCAACGAAUUGCGAACUGCAGUUUUCUCUAAGGUGGCAUUGCGAACCAUUCGAUCUGUUUCCAGGAGGGUUUUCUCUCAUUUACACGAACUUGAUCUACAAUAUCACCUAAGUCGAGAAACUGGUGCUCUCAAUCGCAUUAUUGAUCGGGGAAGCCGUGCAAUUAAUUUUAUUCUUUCGUCUAUGGUAUUUAAUUUGAUACCGACUAUAUUAGAGAUUUCCAUGGUAUCAGGUAUUCUUGCCUACAAAUUCGGAGCUCCAUUUGCAUGGAUCACUUCCCUCUCAGUAGCAACGUAUGUUGCUUACACUUUGACCGUGACACAGUGGAGAACUAAGUUUAGGAAGGCAAUGAAUAAAGCUGAUAAUGAUGCAAAUACAAGAGCAAUAGAUUCUCUUAUCAAUUAUGAGACAGUUAAAUAUUUCAAUAAUGAGGAAUACGAGGCUGAAAAGUACGAUGAAUUUCUGAAAAGAUAUGAAGAUGCUGCUUUAAAAACGCAGAGGAGUCUAGCACUUCUCAACUUUGGCCAAAAUGUGAUAUUCAGUGUAGCUCUUUCAGCUGCUAUGGUAUUGUGUUCACAUGGAAUUAUGAAUGGCCAGAUGACUGUUGGAGAUCUGGUCAUGGUAAAUGGGCUGCUGUUCCAGUUAUCACUCCCUCUGAACUUCCUUGGCAGUGUAUAUCGUGAAACCAUUCAGAGUCUGGUUGAUAUGAAGUCCAUGUUUCAGUUGCUCGAGGAGAGAGCUGAGAUUAGAGAUGCAGAUGAUGCUAAACCAUUGAAGUUACGAGGGGGGAGCAUUCAAUUUGACAAAGUUCAUUUCAGUUAUUUGCCAGAGAGAAAGAUUCUCAAUGGGGUAUCUUUUUUUGUUCCAGCUGGAAAAAGUGUAGCUAUUGUUGGAACCAGUGGUAGUGGUAAAUCAACUAUUCUUAGACUGCUUUUCCGGUUUUUCAACACUGAUUCUGGAAAUAUAAGAAUAGAUGGACAAGAUAUCCAGAAGGUAACAUUAGAGAGUCUUCGGAAAUCUAUUGGUGUUGUUCCACAAGACACUGUACUGUUCAAUGAUACAAUAUAUCAUAACAUCCAUUAUGGUCAUCUUUCAGCAACAGAAGAGGAGGUUCAUGAUGCUGCUCGACGGGCAGCAAUUCACGAUACUAUCAUGAACUUUCCGCAAAGGUAUUCAACUGUAGUUGGGGAACGUGGACUUAAACUUAGUGGUGGUGAAAAGCAGAGGGUGGCCCUAGCUCGUGCAUUCCUAAAAGCACCUGCUGUUUUGCUUUGCGAUGAAGCUACAAGUGCCCUUGAUAGCUCGACAGAAGCAGAAAUUUUGAGUGCAUUGAAGUCUCUUUCGAACAAUCGGACUUCGAUUUUUAUUGCUCAUAGACUGACGACAGCCAUGCAGUGUGAUGAGAUUAUAGUCUUGGAGAAUGGGAAGGUUGUAGAGCAAGGUCCACAUGAAGUUCUCUUGUCGAGGCCUGGGAGAUAUGCGCAACUAUGGACACAGCAGAAUAGCACUGUCGAUUCACUUGACACAGCAAUCAAAUUGGAGGCAUGAAAUUUGUUUUCUGUUUUGUUCUUGCACAGUGAAGACAUGUUCGAUAGUUGUGGUUCUCCCCUUUCAGGAUGUAUCUUCAUCAUUCACAUAUGUCAUAGGUAGGAAGCUCUUACAUAUCCGUAGUCAGCUGCAUUGGCUGCUAUAAGCCACUGAAGAUUCCAACUUUUAGUUUUUUUGGUUAAGUUUAGGUUUUCUCUUGUAUUACGAGAAUGUAACAUUUUGACCAGACGCGCUCUAAAAAUUUCUUGGUUGCUAUAAACUCAAUCUUAUGGCAUCAAUAGUUUAUGGCAAUUGUGGGGCUGUUCUUAUU
Coffea eugenioides is the source of this 2752-nucleotide messenger RNA. Its product is annotated as ABC transporter B family member 25, mitochondrial. Gene Ontology annotation, cellular component: mitochondrial inner membrane. The coding region runs from base 205 to 2442 and encodes 745 amino acids. Gene Ontology annotation, biological process: intracellular iron ion homeostasis; transmembrane transport. Lineage: Eukaryota; Viridiplantae; Streptophyta; Magnoliopsida; Gentianales; Rubiaceae. Gene Ontology annotation, molecular function: ABC-type transporter activity; ATP binding; ATP hydrolysis activity. The record is from RefSeq and is a predicted model, not a curated record. The transcript is spliced from 20 exons.